UUGACUCUCGUCAAUACGGUAGCUCGUACUGUAGAAGCAAUUUAACUAUUGAUGGAAACAAGAGGCUAAAAUAGUGUCUUUAAACUCAAAUUGCGCACAAAAACAAACUAUUUUAAAAGUAUUGGACUGAUUUUAACAAUAACGUCGGAACAGGUCAUCUGAAAAGUGCAUCGAUCGACUUUAGCCCAAUGUAUCCUCUUUGGCUAAAAAUACUCUCUCGCCAAAUUUGACGGUGGUUGUUUGAAAAUGAAUGGAUUUGAUUGGACGAAGCCUUGAACUGACUCGCUAACAUUUUCAGCUGUCAACCACAGUUAAAGUUUAAGGGUGAGAUUCGUAGACCUAGUAUAAUGGCAGAGGCUGUGGCCAAUGUUGCCCGGAGGGUCAAUGCAACAGUGGAGGAAGAGAAAGAUACUCUGGAUCUGUCAAACUGCAAACUGAUCAGUUUCCCAGAUGGCGUAUUCAGGGUCCUCAACAGCGUUGCAGAGAAGAUACACAUUGUCACGUUGGCUGACAAUGAGAUGAAGGGAGUUACUAGCAAAUUCUUCAAAACCUUCACUCAAUUGAGAGAACUGGACUUGCAUGGCAAUGUAAUCACUAAACUGCCAGAUGUAGUUGGGGAGCUGGAACAUCUGACCAGCAUCAACUUGGCCAACAACAAGUUGUCUGUCUUCCCUGAGAGACUGACGGAGAUCCAGUCACUGGAAAGAAUCAACCUGGAAGGGAAUGACAUCACUGAAGUCCCCAUGGAAAAGUUGCAGGCCAUGCCAGCUCUGAAGUGUAUCAACUUGAAGUCAAAUCCUUUGGACAACAACUUGUUAACUGCCAUUCAACAAUUUCCUCAAACAUUUGAAAUUCAAACUACAACAGACAACUAAGACCUUGUCUUGUUCUAAGAUGGACAUUUUAUCCACACCCAAGAGACAAUGAGGAUUGCAUGCUGUGCCUUCAGACUUUUUCAAUAGUACACUUAGUUGCUUUUGAUUCUUCAGAGAUUCAAUUGUUUGGCCUCUAUUUCAUUACAUUUUUCCCCCCAUCAUGUUUGCUGUAUGGGAACUAUCAAACUUGAUGCCUCUCCAGACCAGAACACGUGAGCCUACUGUAGUUGCUGCCAUUACUGAAAGUCCAUUUGAGUUGGGCUCAGUUCAGAGAUGACUAGAUGUUGCUGUUUACACUUUUGCAGUAGCCUUUCCAGAGUGCACCAAGAGCUACACCUAGUACAUAGUCCUUAUUAGCAAUGGGCCUCAGUGUUUUCAUCAUCAAAGGAAUGGCAAUCAGGUGCUACGUCUUUUUAAAAUAAUCUUCAACCUAUCAUCAUAACUGGAGAGAUGUGCUGUCCCUCCUUGUGUAGAGGACAACUAAAUCAAGCAUUCUGAGUUCACUGGCGACACCCACUUUGUAGCUUCACACGCCCCUGUGAAUGGACUUACUUUACUCGUUUAUAAAACACUGAAUAAAUAUUUUUAUUCCAAA
Salvelinus fontinalis (brook trout) is the source of this 1470-nucleotide messenger RNA. It is a transcript of the gene lrrc20, whose product is annotated as leucine rich repeat containing 20. Lineage: Eukaryota; Metazoa; Chordata; Actinopteri; Salmoniformes; Salmonidae. The transcript has 5 exons. The record is from RefSeq and is a predicted model, not a curated record. Gene Ontology annotation, molecular function: protein binding. The coding region runs from base 348 to 875 and encodes 175 amino acids.